AUGGAUCACUACUUAGUCAUCUCAAUCGAUGAGCCUGGCAGGGCGAGAGAGACUACAGUCAUCCGUUCGUUCAAUGUCCAGCUUUCCCACGCCCUUGCAGAUCAGCUUCAAUGCUUGCUGGCUGCCGCACCAUUAGUGACAUCUACGCAGCUGGGGUAUCGCUAUAACCUGCAAGUAGUAUCGAGAUCGAUCUUUGGAGUUGAGCCGUCGAAUUCCGGGCGUCACUGUCUCAAACCCGGCGACGCUCGAAGACGACCUGAAGCCCGAUCGGUGCUGCGACAACCAGGGCGAACUGCAGCAUUACGAGUGCUAGAACUUGACGAGAUCGCCGAAGAUGGUGAAGAUGAGGAUAAGGACCAGGCUUUAAGCUUAAACUCUAUGAUUAAAGAAGAACUUGUCGUGGCAGAUGCAAGGCCUGCGUAUCGGCAUGAUCUGUCAAAGUUUGUCGAGGUGUCAAUUUAUGGUCUGUGGUCAGCAAAUCAGCUGCAGAAGAGAGAGCAGCAAAAGAGAAGGCUGCAAGACAUCAAAGUAUGGAUUCACCGUUAG
Molecule: messenger RNA, 546 nt
Organism: Fusarium mangiferae
Lineage: Eukaryota; Fungi; Ascomycota; Sordariomycetes; Hypocreales; Nectriaceae
Exons: 2
Coding region: 1-546 (181 amino acids)
Source: RefSeq, a predicted model, not a curated record